AACCCUGUUGUCUAUAUGACAACAAUCACUGGUCCACACUCAAUUGUUUACAGGUUGGCAUCAUAAAGCUAGAAUAUUGUGCGGCGUUUAACAACAAACAAACCAAACGCUGUUGAUCGCGUGUCUUGAAUGGAGGUUUAGGAUCUUACCUUGGCCCAUGUGUAUAAACAAGAACACCUUCAUUCUACAGAUGGGGGUCACUGGAAGAAGUGACAGUCUCGGAUUAUACAUCCUCCUUGGUACCCUUUUACCUCAGUUGUCCCAAGGUGCAGCAGAGCUUGUGUGUCCAGAGAUAGGAUUCUUGGACUCGCCAGCAAACCUGAGCUGCAUUGGCACAGGAAGCACACACUCCUACAUCCAGCCAUCAGGGGGCGUUGUGACCACAUGUGACAUGACCAUUGCUUACUGUCUACCUGAGGCGAUGGUGACUAUACCGAACUCUUCCUACAGUGUCCUCACACUACCAAGGGUAAACCAGUCACACGCAGGACACUGGGCUUGCGUCAUUGGGAUUUCUGUGUCACGUUGUCUCAUGACUGUAGCAAAACUCCCAUCAUGUGACAUAUUGAGUAACCGGUCUGCAGAAGAAGUGACAGUACGUGUACAAGACUACCAUUGUUCUGACUCCAUUGAGCUGUAUUUAAAGACUGGCAACUUUACAGGAAGACUGUUGAAUACAUCACGUAUUAAAACCACUGUUGGCACGGAUGAGAUCACAGUCAAUGUAACAACAUCCCUUGUAGAGCCAAAGACAUUGGUCUUUGUCUGUGGCAAUACGAGUUGGGAAAUUGCUUGUCAAGAACCCCCGUCAUGUGACAUUUUGAGCAGCCGGGCUGCAGAGAAAGUGACAGUACGUGUACAAGACUACCAUUGUUCUGACUCCAUUGAGCUGUAUUUGAAGACUGGAAACGUUACAGGAAGACUGUUGAAUACAUCACGUAUAAAUACCAAUGGUGGCAUGGUUGAGAUCACAGUCAAUGUAACAACAUCCCUUGUAGAGACAAAGACAUUGGUCUUUGUCUGUGGCAAGACGAGUUGGGAAAUUGCUUGUCAAGAACCCCCGUCAUGUGACAUAUUGAGCAGCCGGGCUGCAGAGAAAGUGACAGUACGUGUACAAGACUACCAUUGUUCUGACUCCAUUGAGCUGUAUUUGAAGACUGGAAACGUUACAGGAAGACUGUUGAAUACAUCACGUACUAAUACUACUGUUGGCAUGUUUGAGAUUACAGUCAAUGUAACAGCAUCCCUUGUAGGGACAAAGACAUUGGUCUUUGUCUGUGGCAAUACGAGUUGGGAAAUUGCUUGUCAAGAACCCCCGUCAUGUGACAUAUUGAGCAGCCGGGCUGCAGAGAAAGUGACAGUACGUGUACAAGACUACCAUUGUUCUGACUCCAUUGAGCUGUAUUUGAAGACUGGAAACGUUACAGGAAGACUGUUGAAUACAUCACGUACUAAUACUACUGUUGGCAUGUUUGAGAUUACAGUCAAUGUAACAGCAUCCCUUGUAGGGACAAAGACAUUGGUCUUUGUCUGUGGCAAUACGAGUUGGGAAAUUGCUUGUCAAGUGAAGGCGGCGAAAGAAAGUAAUGGAAGCAAUAGCUCUGUUGUCAUCAUAGGGGCUGUCGUUGCCGGAAGCGUGUUUGCCAUCAUCAUCGUCAUUCUGGUACUGAUGCUGGUAAAGAUGAAGCAAUCACAACAGCCAGAAACACAAAGUGAUAGAAAUGUGUACGAUUCUCCUAAUGACGUUGAUGGACGAACGGAUGAAACAGCAGGACAUGAAUACACCACUUUGUACCGAGCUCCCUUUGAGGGAGGCAGUAUCUAUAAUGUCAUAUCCAGUUAAGUACACUGUGUAAAUAUACACGUAUCCAAACACCAUGACGGUAUUAUGCUGGUGCCUCAAACAUCAAAGGGACAAUGGAGUUUCGGUAACCAUAUCUCCUUGCUGCUCCCAUCCAACGAUUUUGAUAUUGACUUGUCACUAUACAGAGAGCUUCGGAUAGUCUCGCCGUGUUUUCCUCAUAGAUUUGCGAAUUUAACGCUUUUCCCUUCUGCACAUAAUUAUCUUCCAAACCAACGGGUUGUUAUUUGUACGUUUAGUUUCCAGUGUUUCUACAACAUGUAUAAGUUUGUGUAAAUUAAAUCUAACUUGUGUCGUUCA
Molecule: messenger RNA, 2161 nt
Organism: Haliotis rufescens (red abalone)
Lineage: Eukaryota; Metazoa; Mollusca; Gastropoda; Lepetellida; Haliotidae
Exons: 7
Coding region: 158-1843 (561 amino acids)
Source: RefSeq, a predicted model, not a curated record